Trichogramma pretiosum is the source of this 2436-nucleotide messenger RNA. RefSeq lists its product as uncharacterized. The record is from RefSeq and is a predicted model, not a curated record. The transcript is spliced from 2 exons. Gene Ontology annotation, cellular component: nucleus. NCBI's taxonomy places the organism in Eukaryota, Metazoa, Arthropoda, Insecta, Hymenoptera, Trichogrammatidae. Bases 266 to 1489 code for a protein of 407 amino acids. Gene Ontology annotation, molecular function: DNA-binding transcription factor activity, RNA polymerase II-specific; RNA polymerase II transcription regulatory region sequence-specific DNA binding.
UACGAACACGAAGCCCCGAGCCUCCGCUAGUGUAAAAAAUCGAGAAAGUCCCUGUCGUUGCAUCAGCCCGUAGUUUAUAAGUAUUCGGUACGGCGACUCCGCAAUCGUCAGUCUCGUGAUUAUGUCUACAUCAAGCACAAGUGAAUUCAGUGUUGUUGUUUUGCGGUGCCUAAGUGACGAUAAACUCCGAACAUAUUAAGAGUUGCGUGAUAACAAUAACAUACACCUUGAUAACAGAUACACGGUGAAUAAUAAGAAAGUUAUCAUGGCGCCUACGGUCACUUUGACAAAACAGCAGCAGCAGCCUUUAGUGGCUUUAAGAAAGAAUAAUGUCAAGCUACCAAAGCUGUGCAUAAAAAAUGUUCUAAAACCAGGCGUACAUUUUCAACCACUUCCAUCAACAAUAACUUUCUUGGAGCAACUGUGUGGUACAGCAAAAGAAAGACAACAAAAAACAUCUGCAUUCCAACCUAUAAUAAUUACAUCUGAAAAUCAGCCACAAAUUAAAACUGUAACAGUUACAACAAAAGAAAAACAAAUUGAACCACAGUUAUUGCAACCAAAAUCGAUAGAACAGCAAGUGACAAAACAUGUUAUUCAGCAACCGCAGCAAAUAACCAAUCCCAUUCCAGUCGAGAACGGAAAUGAAAUAAUGUUAACGUUCGAUUCUACGGACGAACUAUUAUUGGUAAAAGAGGAGCCUGAAAUAAUGGAAGCUCAAGAUGUCACACUCAUUCCAGAUCUUUUAGAAGAUUCUCCUCCUGCUGGCAAAAAAAGGCGUUUAGAAGGGCUCACGUACGAACAAAAAGCCUACAGAAAAAAACUGAAAAACAGACUGGCAGCACAAAAUUCGCGGGAUCGAAAAAAAGCCAAAGUUGAAGAAUUAGAGAAAAGCCUUGUAACCCUAAGGGAAGAGAAUACGAAGCUCGUCGAAGAAAAUAGGACACUUGAAGAAAGGAACAAAUCACUGACCGAAGAGAUGGAAGCGCUUCGUUCCGCAAGCCAGGCAUUAAAGGAAGAAAUGGAAAGGAUCAAAGGCUCACAGAGCAAAUGCUCGUGCGGCUCGAAUCCGAGUCCGGUGACAGUUGUCGAAUGUACUGAUUCAACGCUGGGAUCAGCAGUAUCCUCGAACCCUCUGCAGCAGGGUGGACCGGUACAGACGACGAGUCGUCGGGCGACGGAAGACAGCUUGAGCGAGCUGGUAGCGAAUGUAGCCUUUUUUCUCCUUCUGAAGGUCUUACUUUUGGAUUGCCGGAAAAAGAAUGGCUCAGCCAGUUUGAAUACUUGGUUAACCCAAUUCUUGACAAGCUUUCCACCGGGGAUGAAGGAAAAACUUCUCAGUUAUGCACAAGCGAGGAACUUCAAAAGGGCACAGGAGAGGAAACAAAGGGAGAAGCAAAUGGUAAAAGCCAUGAGGAACAGUGUGUUAUUGGGGAGAAAAUGGUGGGGCCGAAAUUGUAUUCUAAGGCCAACGAGGACGAAACCGUAAUGUUGACAGAUUCAGAAACUCUUCAAGAUUUGGAAGCAGAUGUCUUAAAGCUAGAAGAUUAUCAGCAAUUGGAAAAUGUAUUAGCGACUUUAAAGAAUGACGUUUGUAAGGAGGCUGAUGAUUCUAUAAACUGCCGGAAAACAAGUUCUAAAAAAUGUAUCCCGAUGGAAUCUGACGUAGGACCAUAUUCGUCAGCUGCAUCUCCGACAACAUUGAGCAGUCAUCCCGAAGGCAUAUAUAUGAGUCCACUGGAAUCUUGUUUACCAUUCAGUAAAUAUGAUUUAGAUUAUGACUCGAUCUUCGAUCUUGACCUUGGCUAUGAAUCACACAGUUCACCUGAAAGCGACAUUAAUGUGAAUUUGAAUAAUAAUUUUUCACUAGCUAUGGAUUUUCCUCAACUAAUAUCAGAUCUUUAAGUAUUUAAAACUGUAAAAUGUACGCUAAAGUAAAGUAUUAUGUGAUAUUUCAACUUACUGAAAUCAUAAAUUUUUAUAAAAUAAUUCAUUUUUCACUUAGAAUAUCACAAGUCAAUGAUAAAAAUUAUCUUUAUAAAAUGUUAAAUAUUAAGUUUAAAAUUCAGUUUAUAAGCUCGGAAUUGGAAUUUAUGUAAAUAUUGUAAAAUUGAUCAAUAGUCUAUUAUUUUAAGUUAUAUCGAAGGUUUCAAUCUAAAUUUAUUUCGUUAUGAUUGAAAUCAUAUUAAAUAUAAGAAACAAAAUUAUAAUUUAUGUAUAAAUUAUGUUAUUAUAGUGGAUAGAAUUUUUAUAAAAUAUCAUUUUUUAGUCUUAAUUGUAAAAUACGAUCCUCAUUUUUACUGAAUGUAUGCUAAGUGUGAUCCAAAGUUUGUUGUAUUUUCAAAGUCACAACUAUAUAAUAGGUUUGAUUUAUUAUCAACUUUAACUACAACAUAGACUUUGUUGUGUACAUAUAAUAAAUCAUGGUUUAAAUUA